Messenger RNA from Pyricularia grisea, 1084 nucleotides. RefSeq lists its product as uncharacterized. Bases 501 to 665 code for a protein of 54 amino acids. The record is from RefSeq and is a predicted model, not a curated record. The transcript has 2 exons. NCBI's taxonomy places the organism in Eukaryota, Fungi, Ascomycota, Sordariomycetes, Magnaporthales, Pyriculariaceae.
GACCCACCAAAGUCGUACCACUUACUCCUUCCUUUGCUCAGAAGCGUUUUCUCUACUCCUUUUCGCCAUAUGUUGAUUUCUUGGUUCGUGAUCGCUUCAUUUCGCACCGUCUUCCACUUUGCUUCCUAAUUGAAUUCACCAUUCGCUUCCCUCUCUACAAUCCACUCUCUUAACUACGAAAUAUAUUCGCCGGUCGACAUUUAGAAUUACCGAAGGCGUCAGCUGGUCUGAAGAUACCCACAGUCCGAAAUAUUCACAAAAAAAAAAACUGCAUCGAAGAGAUACCCACGAACACGUCCGAGUGUCGACGCAUUGAGUAACACAGACUCGUCCGCGCUCCUGCACUCUCACUUCAUAUCGCCUUUUUGAGCCAAAAAAGACGUUACUCGUCUUUUCGCCUCCUCGCGUCUUUGCCAAGUCAAAUCAGGCCGCAUCGCCCAUCGAUCUCUUUCUCAAAACUUCGGAAGCGUCUCGUUCCAGGCCCACGGAGGAAAACAAAAAUGAAGGCCGCUUUCGUUCUUGCUCUCUGUGCCUCGCUGGCCAGCGCCUGGGUCGUCAUUACUCCCAUCACCAAGGAGAUGGUUGUCGACAGGUCACCAGACGACUGCUUCUUUGGUGUCGUCACACCGCAAGGUUGCGGUCCCCUGCGCGGCUCUUCCAAAUGAUCGUUGGGAGAUUCGACUAAAAACCCUGGACCCGAUUGAAAUUCAUCGACAGCGAUCUUGAGAACGUGGUAAUCGACUAUACAUGGAAGGGCGAGUGCAAAGGGGGGAACGCCUCACGAAUCGUCUGCAGAAAUCAAUCGGGCUAGGAUGAUAAAGCACGAUAUGAAAGGGAAAAGCAGAUGCGAAUCUACCCCCAUGACGGGACACGGGAGGGACCACUUGCUUGCUGGAUCAGUCUUUUACAACUUCUUUUCAAAUGCAUUUGAGAGCGAUUUUACUUUGGUAUACCAUUUUGGGCGGCUCCCCGUAGUCGGGGCGAUAGAAGACGAAGUUGGGGAUGUGGUUGGGAAUAUACAGCUUCUUAUUUUUUUUUUUUUUUUUUUUGCCCGAGUUCGAUUCUGUUUCACUCUUCUUAAAUA